Messenger RNA from Lytechinus variegatus (green sea urchin), 736 nucleotides. RefSeq names its product trafficking protein particle complex subunit 1-like (gene trappc1). Lineage: Eukaryota; Metazoa; Echinodermata; Echinoidea; Temnopleuroida; Toxopneustidae. The transcript has 5 exons. The record is from RefSeq and is a predicted model, not a curated record. Gene Ontology annotation, biological process: endoplasmic reticulum to Golgi vesicle-mediated transport. Gene Ontology annotation, cellular component: TRAPP complex. Bases 115 to 549 code for a protein of 144 amino acids.
GGCAAUUUCAUAUUCUGCUGAUUCUAUGUGCUCAUUUUCACUGCGAACUUAUUUUUGAGAUUUUGAUUUACGUCAUAUUUAGUGUUUUCUAGCCUUCAGGGAAAGCUUUUAAAGAUGACGAUCUAUAACCUAUACAUAUUUGAUCGGUUUGGGACCUGUUUAUUUUACCAGGAAUGGAACAGAUCCAAGCAAUCUGGAAUGUCAAAAGAUGAGGAGUAUAAGCUGAUGUAUGGUCUAAUAUUUUCUAUCAAGUCCUUUAUCAGCAGAAUAUCACCAAUGGAUUUCAAAGAUGGCUUUCUAAACUACUGUACUAACUGCUACAAGCUUCACUUCUUCGAGACACCGAGCGGCCUCAAGUUCAUUCUCAACUCAAGCCUGAACGUUGGACCUAUGAGAGAAAUCCUCCAACAUUUAUAUAGUGCAAUCUAUGUAGACCUGAUCGUUAGAAAUCCGUUAUGUCCACUCAACAAACCCAUUGAGAGCAUGCUAUUCAAGACCAAGCUGGAUGCGUAUAUACGAGGCUUGCCCGCGUUCACUACGGACGAAUGAACUCUGUCCUCUGAAGGAGGUCAAUCAUCCUGUGAACUGUUCUCCCAUACCUGGGAUAUAUCUGAAGAGCGUUUCAUCGACAAUUGUCAUCUGACAGACAAGUUGUCAGAUCUGACAACUUUAUUUUGACUAGCUGAGAAGCACUGUGACUAUAAUGUCAAUUGUUGGAUGAAACAGGACUUGUCGC